This is a messenger RNA of Chanos chanos (milkfish), 1258 nucleotides long. It is a transcript of the gene plekho1b, whose product is annotated as pleckstrin homology domain containing, family O member 1b. Gene Ontology annotation, biological process: regulation of myoblast fusion. Bases 23 to 1258 code for a protein of 411 amino acids. The transcript is spliced from 6 exons. Lineage: Eukaryota; Metazoa; Chordata; Actinopteri; Gonorynchiformes; Chanidae. Gene Ontology annotation, cellular component: muscle cell projection membrane; ruffle membrane. The record is from RefSeq and is a predicted model, not a curated record.
AAUAGCCCAUAAUUCCUUCACAAUGAAGAAGAACAACUCUGCAAAACGGAGCACGCAGGAUGCGAACCAGCACUCCACGCAGCCAGACAAAAUUGGCUGGAUUCGUAAGUUUUGUGGCAAAGGGAUGUUCAGGGAAAUCUGGAAGAACAGAUUUGUAGUGCUCAAAGGGGACCAACUGUACAUCUCCGAAAAAGAGGUUAAAGAUGAGAAGAAAAUCCAGGAGGUGGUGGAUCUUACGGAUUACGAGAGAUCCGAGGAAUUGCGGAAGGCCAAGAGCCGGAGCAAGAAGAACCACAGCAAGUUCACGCUGCUUCGCUCUCGACAGCCCGGAAACACGGUCCCAAAUCUGAUUUUUCUUGCGGUCAGUCCCGAGGAGAAGGAAUCAUGGAUAAAUGCUUUGAACGGAGCCAUCACCAGGGCAAAGAACCGUAUCCUGGAUGAGGUUACAGUAGAGGAAGAUAGUUGUUUGGCGCAUCCGACGCGUGACCGUGCAAAGAUACCCCACACACGUCGCCUGCCCACACGAGGACACCUCAUGGCUGUGGCCUCGACAUCUACCUCAGAUGGAAUGCUGACCCUUGACCUCAUUCAGGAAGAAGAUUCUUCAGUGCCUGAUGGACAGGACACCUCGGAAAACCUGAGGGCAGACCUGAACAAAUCCGUGUCCCAGCACACCUUAGAUUCUCAGUGUUCCAACACCAACACGUCCAAAUCCUCUUCGGCGGCCGAGGCCUCCGGGAAGUCCCAGAGCCUUCCUCGAAAGAGCGAGAGCUCCUGGGACUGUCCUAGCAGACAGGCCCACACGCCACAGUCCGGCAAGAAGCUGACGGCGGCGGAGAAGAGCCGCUGCGCCUCGAUGGACGAGAUUUUGUCGCAUUCGGAGAUGCGGUCCAAACGUCAGCCGAUCCCUCACUGCUUGUCUUCUCCGCCCGUGCAGCCCAUCGGUCAACUGCAGGAGCUCAUCACCAUGAAGCUGGAACGGACACAGGAGCUGCUCACUCAGGUGCAGUCUCAGGGGAAGGAGUCGCCAACGGGGAAGGACUCCAGCUUGGAGGCCCAGCGGGCGGAGGUGGAGAGGAUGCUGGGGGAGGCGGUCUCCACCUGGACCCAGGCACGGGACGUUCUUGAUGAAGUGAAGGAACUGAGAGCGCUGUGCAGACAGCUGGACUCCGCUACGUCACCCCCAACAGCGACGUCGUCGCAGAGCGGGAAAGCUAAGAGCUCUCAGCAGACCAAUCACAGGAAGAGCAUGAUGUGA